Messenger RNA from Copidosoma floridanum, 4752 nucleotides. RefSeq lists its product as uncharacterized. NCBI's taxonomy places the organism in Eukaryota, Metazoa, Arthropoda, Insecta, Hymenoptera, Encyrtidae. The record is from RefSeq and is a predicted model, not a curated record.
UUGCAUGCAAGCCGCAAGGAGUCUUCUAGAGAAUUGUUACAGGUGACGUGUCCUUUUGCAAAUAGCUUGGGUAUAACGUUUAAUACUCGUCUAGAGGAUCGUUAUAAUAUAGGAUCGUGGGAGGAAACAAGAGUUUGAAGAACGAAGACACCGGGGGGGUGUAUAUAGUGAUCCAUGUGCGGCCACCUAAAGGUUAGGUUGAGCCAAAGUGCUACUGGUGUUGUUGUCGGUGAACUCAGCGUCUUCCCCUGGAACAGAUAGCUCCAGAUGAGGUCGUCGAGCUGAGUGUUUACUUUACGGCAGUGCGCCUUAUUCACAUAACACCUCUUUUAUAUCACUCGCCCCUUCCCUACUGCCCUCUCAGACGUCUCUGCUGCUCUUCCUCUCGUUCAGAGCGUCUCGAGAGUCUCUUCCGACGAUUUUCUGUGUGUCGGAUCAUCAGUUGAGCAACAUGUAUGAUAAUAUAUUUGAAGACUUUAAUGUUGUAAAGCAGCAUUGCGAGAGAAAUGGCUGUUCUGCUUUCGAGGAGUCAAUAGUAUUUGAGCUGUUGGAAAAGUACUACCCAAAAUAUGGAUCAAGGCAGUCCAUUCAAAAAAUCUUAGACAUGUUGGAUGCUCAACGAAUAAGAGAAGACAUUGGAAAUUUUAUAUUAGAUGACUUACCACAACACAUGAGUGUAACAGUUAAGGAUGAAAACGUUUAUGAGUCCAGCAUUGAUGCUGAUGAUGAUGAGUCGAAUGAAAGUAUUAUCGAGUUAGAGGUGCCCAAAAAGGUGUUUCCAUUUAUUGAUUUAACAAAGAGUAAUUCGUUUGGAUCUGAUCUCAAUGUCGAAGAAAACAUAAUUGACAGUGAGAAACACAGCAAAAACUCCGUGAAUAACAGUAAUAACAGCGACGAUGAAAAUUUCAGUGACAUCUAUGGUCAUGACUCGAGUGAUCCUGACAUCGAGAGACAUGUCAAUAAUGACUAUGUGACCCAAGAAACUAAAUCUCAUGAUCCUCCAUUGCUGGAUUUAUUGGCUGACUUGGAGGAUAAAUCAAAUACUGAUAUCGUUGAUCGAGCUCCCAGUACUAUAGAGAUUUCCGAAAUCAUGGAAGAAGAAAACAACAACGAUCCUAACAAUAAUCUGGAAGGAGCAAUUUUCGAAGAGCUUAUGAACGUUGAUCGUAACAAUGCACAUGUUCAAAUUGCUGAUGCUCUUGGAAACUCUGAUUCUAAUAACUCAGGGGUAGAAGAAAUAAUUGACUCAAUGCCAGGUUGCAGCAAAGAUUCAGAUCUAGACGUGAUCAAGAGGGUUUAUAACGUCAAAAAUCUUCCGAGUGAUCAUUCGCGUAAGAGUCCAGUUGCAGGAUGUAGCAGGGACUUUAAGGAGACAAUAAUUACGAGCGACGAUAGCGAUGUAGAAGAUUUAACCUUUGAUAACGACUUAAUACUCAAUGAUCUAAUAUGUAUUCAAGAAAUAAUACCCUGGGCAGAAAUCGAAGUGAUAAUUAAGUUGUUGAAGAAAAAUUAUAAUCAAAAAAAUCGAAAAGAGUUGGCUCUUUGGCAAUUGAUGCAGGAACAGAAGAAAGAUCAAGCGAGUAAGCGAAAACUCGAUGAGAGCCCCUUAUCCGCGUCAUCGCCUCCAAAAAAGGCAAAAAAUCGUGAUUGUGUUGAUACCGUUAUGAUCCCAAGUAACGAAUCUUCCAAGGAUCUUGAGUCUUCCAAUCAACCAGAGUCUGAUGUCGCGACCGCUAACGUCAGUCAAAAUAAUCAAGGUCAAACAACGAAGGAUUGUCAAAAAAACGAUGGGUCUGCCAAUGGGACUACUACGGAAACCGCGAAUACCCAAGUGAUCAUGUUGCAACCAAUCAAAGCGCUUACGGCAUUUGUCUCAAAAGAUCCCAUAUCCUUGACUCCAUCAUUAACCACAAGUUCCAUUGUAAAGACCAAUGCUGAGGUAGUACCCGCGAUCCCAGAAAGGAGACUCUCUAUCCCUUCUAGUACGUUAAAUAGCAAUAAAUAUUUUCCUAAUUUACACAACGAAAUCGAGGAAUUUGCCAAAUAUUUUACCAUGGGUAAAACAGAAACGGACUCUAUGUUAGAUUCGACUAGAGUUAUCCCCAAUCCUGUUUUCAAAGGCAGUGACGCGCUUCUUCAUCCACUGGCAGGAAGAUCCGGCGCGAAAGCAGAGAAAAGCAGUACCAUCGUGAGGCCGUCAAGACUGUCUCCAAUUAAAAACCCCAUUUCUGCGGGACCGAGACCUAUUCCAGCUCACACUACUGUCUUCCCGGCAAAACUCAACUUCACAGAUCUCGCAACCAAGAUGAAGAACGGAGAAAACAAUCACGGCCCACCGCAACCCACCGCAAGGCUUCUCACACCAAGCUUCGUGAGAAUAUUGAACAAGGACCCCGUGGGAGUGCUGCGUACGAAUCCCCUGUGGUCGAAAGGGGAUGUGUCGUUCCUAAAAGCGUAUCAAGACCACGGCAAUCUAAUAGAAGAGCAGAAGCUAAUCGUUAGACCGCCUGUUUUGAAUAAAAUCGGCUCUCCCGCUUACAAGGCGCUGCCACAUUACAAUGCCGUUCGAUUACUCAACAAUGUUAUCAAAACGGCUGCUGCGCGGCAGGUGACUGUUCGUGCUCCUGCGACAGUUCAACAAGUAGUUGCGGCACCGAAGCCGUUGUACGACCCGUUGGCCCAACCGGGACCAUCGUCUGGAAUAUCUGUGCCGGUCCUUCAGAUACCAGGGCCAUCAACACUCGUUGCGUCUUCGAAGGCCGAGGCUAAAAAAAAUGAGGUCCCACACGCGGUGUACGUGAAACUGCGUUCCAUGUUUCCCGAAGUGAAAAAGAGCUACAUUAAACACAUCUGCGUGCAUCCGCCUGUACAAUUCAGUGCGAACUCGGAUCAGCAAAUUAUAUUGAACGUCCUGAUAGAUCAUCUCCUCCAAGAGGGGUCCAACAAUCUUGAAGUGGACCAGAUGCAACCGUACGAAAUAGAUGAGCCAGUCUCAGCGCUGACAGUCGAUGAGAAGUACGAGUAUUUGGUGGGAAUAUUCCCCAACGCUGAUCCAUCCUAUUUGCGGAAAUUUGUCGAGGAGACGACGAACGACCAAGCGAUCGAGGAUUUUAUCCAGCAAAAGAUUGAAUCCCAUGAUUAUCCCACCAAGGAGGAUUACCUUAAAAAAAUUAAAAUCACCGAGCAAAUCAAACAGUACACAACUAACUUCGACUUGAAAAAUUUUUUAGAGAUACUUCCAGAUCCGUUCAAAUACUUUGAAGACUCUACCAGGCAGUCAAAUCACAACAUCGUAGCAAUGGAGUUUCUAAAGUCGCACUUUAACAGAUAUAAAGUUUGCACACUCACGAGAGCAUACAGAAUGCACAACUACAAUCUAUCGUUAACAGCAAAGACUUUAUCAAAUAUGCAUCCGGAUAUGAAAUCCAAGCGAAAUGCGUACGAAAUGCCAACAGAAAACAUCCCGUUGCUCCAAGAGAUGGCCUUCAUAAAAAAUAAACAGAAGAUCAUCGAUCACAUUCAGACGAUGAAAAUGAAAGAGGAACAGUUAUUCAAGGAGCUAAAGGAUAAAGGUCUACUGUUGACAUGUCUAUGUUGCUACAACGAUGAAUGCAUGCCCACAAAGUCAUCAGAAUGCAACACAGGCCACGUGUUUUGCUUCGAGUGCAUAAUCCGAGGCACAGAGGCUGCAUUGGCAGACGGCAAUUCGCACGUGCGCUGCUUCACCGAUUGCCAGAGUGACAUUUCUUUGGCCACGCUGCAAAAGGUCCUGCCACCGACGCAGUUCAGCGCACUGCUGAAGAAACGUCAAGCAGCUGAAGUCGCGGCUGCUGAGGUCGAUGGACUUGUUUCGUGUCCGUUCUGUUAUUUCGCGUCCAUACCCCCGCCCGAGGACAAGGUGUUUAAAUGUUUGAAUCCAGAGUGCAUGAAAGAGACUUGCCGUUUGUGCAAGGAAUUGAAUCACAUUCCCUUACGUUGCGAUGAAGUGAUCAAAACAGACAAAGCGCGUCUUAUGAUUGAGGAAAAAAUGACGGAAGCUUUGUUGCGCACGUGUUAUCAGUGCAAAAAGCAGUUUUACAAGGAAGAAGGCUGUAAUAAAAUGCGGUGUCCUUGCGGUGCCUUAAUGUGUUACGUUUGUGAUCGACCUGUACAGGGUUACAAUCAUUUCAACGCUCAAGGAGGAGCAAACUCAAAUCUUUGUCCGCUGUGGAGCGAUGAUCGUCGCCUGAAUGCCGAAGCCGUCAGGAAAGUUGCAGAGGAGGUAAAAAAUAGUAUACUGAAACAAAAUCCUAAUCUGAAAAUCGAUACAGAGAAACUAUUGCCCAAAGUGCCACCAAAAUCUAGAGGUCCUCAUGAUGAUAUACCUAACGCAAAUCAAUUACACGAACACGUUAGGAGAGUUGCCAAUGCGCCCUGAGUUUUCACGAGCCAAAGAAUAACAAUAAAAAGCGAUAAAUCAGUUAUUAUAAAUUGUUCAAGUAUUCUUAAGUUAAAACUCGAAAGAAUCAACUCGCGUUUGUUCAUGUCAUUUACUUGUGGAUUUGUCUAAUUUUACUUACGGACGCCUACUUUUUACGUCUACUUUUAGUUCACGCACGUCAUUCAUUUCCAUUGAAAUUUCUUUUAUCGCCUUUUAAGAAAACGUUCCAAAAAAAAAAAAAAAAAAGGUAAAUUUGACUUAUAAACUUAGUAAAGCUAGAACCGUUAUUAAAUAUUUUAUGAGCCAUUGCUUCUAAAAAAAAAAAAAAAAAA